Molecule: messenger RNA, 768 nt
Organism: Coccidioides immitis RS
Lineage: Eukaryota; Fungi; Ascomycota; Eurotiomycetes; Onygenales; Onygenaceae
Exons: 1
Coding region: 1-768 (255 amino acids)
Source: RefSeq, a predicted model, not a curated record
AUGGGCGCAGCGUGGAUGCCACGCAUCUUGAAGCCUGACUAUACAUGGCCGCGACCGAUGCCAUCCACCAUCUCUGAAACUACUCCUCUGAUACCUGCUGCACCAAGCAGAAAUACAUGCUGGUUAUGGGCCAUUGUUUAUAAAGCUCUGUUCCAUUUCUCUAAACAAUAUUGCUCUUGGUUUGGUCACCAAUUCAGUAACGUUGCGGAAUUGCACUUUGGGCUCAUUAUGAAGUGGACUGAUCAAACAAGUCUUGAGGAAGUAGUCACAAUGCAAAUGGCGCGUGCUGCCGGAAUACAUGUUCCCAAGCUCCUGAGCUGUGGAGAACAUGUCGGAGAUUCAUACAAUCAGGUAUUUUUGAUUCUGAUGACAAGGCUGCCUGGGAUAUUCCUUGAGUACUCCAGUGAUCUCUUUGAACACAACAAUGAAGAUCUGUGGAUUCACAAGCUGAAGUUGUGCCCGGAUUCAAUACACCUAUGGCAAAUACUUUUUGACCAGAAUCAUAUCUGUUCUGUGCUUGGAACACCCAUCCGGAGCACUCGAGUCCCUAACCACAUCAUGGGUCUAUUUACCAGCGAAAGGGAGUUAACACAGUAUCUUCUGGCUCCAGCUUUCACUUAUAGUUUCAAGUCGAGAGCUGAAUACGACGAAACAUUCAUGCGCGCAAAGCGAAUUGAGCAAGUCCCACAUCAAGUCACCUUCACUCAUGGGGAUUUCAAAGCACAAUAUCCUUGUCGAUUACAACCGGCAUUUGUCCAGUUUUCUUGA